Molecule: messenger RNA, 2020 nt
Organism: Photinus pyralis (common eastern firefly)
Lineage: Eukaryota; Metazoa; Arthropoda; Insecta; Coleoptera; Lampyridae
Product: histone-lysine N-methyltransferase PRDM16-like
Exons: 1
Coding region: 15-1358 (447 amino acids)
Biological process (GO): regulation of transcription by RNA polymerase II
Cellular component (GO): nucleus
Molecular function (GO): RNA polymerase II cis-regulatory region sequence-specific DNA binding; DNA-binding transcription activator activity, RNA polymerase II-specific
Source: RefSeq, a predicted model, not a curated record
CUUUCCAAGUUCCCAUGAGUGUGGUGGAUACGGGCCGUCCGUGGCUUCGGUACCUUCCCCCGCUGCCUCUUAGUCGACCAUUAACCAUGAGAGAAAAGGACUCGUCGCCCAGAAAGAUGUUGGUAGCGGCCGGAGGCUACAGCUCGCCAAAACAGGCGGCCGUCUACCCCUUGUCGAUUAGAGUGCCUCCAGGUGACGAGAUGCCCUUCGAUCUGUCGCGCAACACCAGAUCGCCAGGGCCUCAUAUGUCACCGGCCGGACGUCCUCCCCCGGGCCCGCAGGAUUCCGACGAUCAACCCCUGGACCUACGAGUCGACCACAAGAAGCUACGGAUAACGCGAAGGCACGUCGAAGAUGAGAACCGUAACAUAAUCUCGCCGGCCGCCAGUCUGAGCGACAAAGAAGAGCUGUCAGUCGAUGGCAACGCCAACAAACCGUUUAGCCCCCAACUUCCAGGAUACCCAGUCCUAUUCCCCCCUCAACCGAUCCACCCGAUGAUGCUGGAAGCGAUGUACAGAGCGCAAGGUUCCGAUAAAGUACCCAGACUGCCGCUGCACUACCCCAGCUCGCCCCCCGCUUACCCCCCGCGAUAUCCAUUCUUGAGUCCUACUAUGUUAAGUCCACCCGUUAGUCAAGUUCCUUUCGAUAUGCUGCGAAAUCCUUCAGUGCCACAACCUCCAAAAGUAUUCGCCGACACCAGCGGAAACAAAUUGAAAGACCGGUACGCGUGCAAAUUCUGCGGGAAGGUCUUUCCGCGUUCCGCGAAUUUAACCAGGCAUUUGCGAACGCAUACGGGCGAGCAACCCUACAAGUGCCGUUACUGUGAACGAUCGUUUAGCAUAUCGAGCAACCUCCAAAGACACGUCCGCAACAUCCACAACAAGGAGAAACCGUUUAAGUGCCCCCUUUGCGAACGUUGCUUCGGACAGCAGACGAAUUUAGACAGACAUUUAAAGAAGCACGAGUCGGACGGACCGACAAUUUUGGACGAACGCAACUUACAAAGACGGAACCUGUCACGCACCCACGUCGGCGACGACUCCUACUUUGAGGAGAUACGCUCAUUCAUGGGCAAAGUCACCGACGGUCGCAUGCUGCCUCACCUCCAACCGCCACGAUCGCUACCCAACUUCCCCCUAACCCUACCCGCCAAAAUGUACGAAAUGUCGAAGCUGUCCCAGGAGAAGAGUCCCGACGAAAGCAAGCGCGAUUCCUCGUACUUUUCUGAGAAGGACAACUUCUCGUCCAGGUCGUCCACGAGCUCGGAGUCGACAAACAAAGACGACGAGGGCGAAAACCCAACGGUAAAUGAGGAGGUCGACGACGGCCAUCGUUCAAACGCAGACACCAACACCUGAUGCGUUUUGGUGAUCUGACUGCCGUAAUUGUUUUGUGAUAUCUUCCUGCCCGGUAAUAAUGUUCAAAUAACCGUGUUAGUUAAUAGUAAAUGAUUGAUGGAUUUAUGCAAAUUCGUUUAACACGAUUACGAUAUUAAAUUGUAAUUAAUUUUGUUAGGCCGAAGUUGCUUGCUACCAUGAAAUAAUUUUGUGGAGGUCGCAAUGACAAUUAACGGUUAACCAUCAGUCAAGUCAAUAAGAUUUUCUACUCCAGUUUUUUCUUCGCAAGAACAGCUGGUCGCGGCACUACAAAAUACUUCGAUUGAAUAAGAUGAUGAUCGCCGGUAAUCGUUAUCUUAUAUUUGCACUGGGAACGGACGUUGAUCAUCGUUCACAAUGUACAACUUUUUAUUUAUACCAAUAUAAUUGAACGCUUUAUUUAUCUACUUUUUCCUUAAAUAGUACUACAAGUAACAAGUAUCGAUAUGGAUCGUAUUUCGCAAUUUAUACUAAUCCCAUAAAAUUUACUUUUAAUUGAUUUACUAACACGUUACAAUUCUAGAAUUAAUUAGUUGUCGACCAGAUAUGACCUCGUUCACACACAGCGUAAAUAUUUCCCAAUCUUCGAUAUCAUUUUGAUACAGUUUCUAAAUUAUUGUUUCGGGCAAUGUGAUCGAGCUACC